AUGCUACAAUCAAAAUCAUUGCAUAGGCUCAAUAUCCUACAGGAUGUCCCCGUCAUCCACGUCAGUCUCUUGUUUAAAAUCAGAAACUUCUACCGGCAGCUGUCACUUGUUUCACUGCAGCCGCCGCUUGCGUUUGUCACGAUCGGCUGUCUGUCGAGUUCUCCUCCAAAGUGCAUUCCUAUUGGCUUACCGGCAUUGUGUCACUCGAAUUAUAAAAGGGGUAAAAUGGAUUUCUAUAAAGACGAAGAAAUGUACAAUCUGCACUGGAUUUUCUACCGCGUUACCUACAGUGUUAUUAUCACAAUAACCAUCCCUCUUCAGGCUAUAACUGCCUAUACUCUAAAUAAACCAGAACUGAAAAAGAAUCCUGUCAACAGGUACUUCCUUCUGAUGAUCCUGUCUGACUUCGCCAUGACAAUCUGCAUCAUCCCUUCUGUUAUUUCUCUGAACGGGUGUGUAUUCUGGAGCUACAGCUUCGCCUUCUAUUUCGCUCAUUUCGGAUGGUCGCUGGAAACCCUCUACCAGAUGCUGAGCGUGUACAUCCUCCUCUGGAUCUCUGUGGAUCGGUUCAUGGCAGCGUGGAACAUCCCUUUGUUCAGUCGGGUAUACAAGGACGGUGUUAUUCUGAAGAGGAUGGUUGCCACCUUUAUUUUCUGUGUGUUCUCGCACCUCCAAAAAUUCAUAUGCGCCGAGGUCCUGUGCUUAGAAGGCAACAUGACCAACUGCACCGAAUUCAAGAUCCGCGAUGACGUUCACUACAAGAACAACUCCUUCCUGCCGAAGUUCUUCAUGACCCUCCAUGAGAUUAGCCUCACCUGGUUCCCCGUGAUCAUUCUGGCGGUGCUCAACUUUGGUCUAGCCAUCAAACUCUACUCGAAGAACUACCAAAAUAGCUUUACCUCGGACUACCGCAGGGAAAAGGAAAACAGGGCAAUCAUCAAUCUGCUCUGUUUCUCUUUCACGUACAUCUUCAUUUCCACGCCGAUAUCAUGGUAUAUCAUCUUUUACCAAGACCUGGAGAGCAAGUGCUACGGCAGCAUGGCCGACGAGAUCUUCCGCGGGGUCGGUAACAUAUUCGAAGUUGCCCAAGGACUGAUGCAUAUUCUCUAUUUGUACUUACUGAACAAGAAAUUCCGAAUGGCGAUCAUUUCCUUCUUUAAGACUAAAUCAGCAGAUAAUUCCACUCAGGAAUCGCAGGACAAGCGAGAACCCGACACGAGCACCGACACAAAGUUACAUUCGCAGCUGUCCAUUAAAUCAAACAAUAGCAGCGCUCAGUGGCAUUCCUCCCUGGAUUGCUGAACUCGACAAAGGUUUAGGGACAAACAUACAGGCACACACACACACACACACACACACACACACACACACACACAUGAUAUUUACACGUCCAUUAUACAUUUGCAAUUAUGUACAAAGGAAACAAAGAUCAUAAUCACAGACUAUAAUGGGCUGACGCAGCAUUUUGCGUUUAUGAUAUUUCCUCAAGACCAGAAUCGUUUCUCUAAUUCAUUGGUUCCCAAACUUUAGUCACGCACGUGUUUCUUGAAGUUUUAAAUCACCAACCACGUACAACUCAUAAAUCUUUUGAAUGUACAUAGGACACAGAGCUGUGAACCUAAUAACGUUAUUGAACCUUUCGAACACAAUAAGUUCCUUAAAAGAGAUAAUUGAAUUCUUUAGUCCUAUAACCCUUUGUAUAUCUCACUUUUAGGAUUCUCUGGAGUCUAACUUGUGUGCUGACAAGAUUCUGAAAUGAGAUAAACGAAUUUGUUAGGUACAUACAAAUAAUUUUAUUUUAUUUUCGUCUUUUUGUUAGCUCCGAAUUCCCCCCCCCCCCCUUUAAAAUUCUUUUGCGUUCCCCACUUUCGGAACCUCUGAAAUCUAGCUGACAAGAUCCUAAAACAAGAUAAACGCAUUCGUUGAACACAUUUAAGAAUGGGACAAAGCUUCAGCAACAGAUUACAUAAAUAAUAAAAAAUUAGAAAUAUCUGAAAUUAAUCCGCCUUCUCCAGAAAACCCAUUUCCGUAGCCAACUCCAAGAACCGCUGCAUUCUGAGUUGUGUGUCGCAUGCACCACCAAAAUCCUCUUUGCGUCCUGAUUGAUCAACACAUCCUGAUGGUUCUACAAGUGCAAUGACAUGUGUAAGGAGUCUGCCAAGACCAAGUUGGGUAGUUAGUAAUAUGUCUUCGAUGCUGUUAGUAACUACGGUGUCUUUACAGUCACCAUGUAUAAGGAAGGAACUGAUAACUUUGUAUGUAUAUAUUGCCAUUGUGCUAAUAGGCGUUUAUUGAUGCUUUAUGUGAUGUGAUCUAAGUUUUAUAUUAUUUAUUCGUGUUUUCUGAAUGUUCUUAUCAACUUCAUUUAAGGUGAUUUAAUGUGCUUUCAUCAUUGUAUCUAUGUAUCAACAUGUUCACAAUUACCCUUUGGUUCCUAGACUCGAAUCAUUAUAUUUGCAAAUCAUAUUUUCAUUAGACUAUUCUUGCAAUAUUCAUUAGUGUAUCAGGAAUUUUACAUGAAUGUUAUGAAUUUGCACUGAAUCGUGAUUACACUUGUACAAUUGUAUCGCAAAUGUCUUUCAUAUUAUAUAUUUAUUUGAUAUUUA
Molecule: messenger RNA, 2606 nt
Organism: Penaeus chinensis
Lineage: Eukaryota; Metazoa; Arthropoda; Malacostraca; Decapoda; Penaeidae
Exons: 4
Coding region: 1-1302 (433 amino acids)
Cellular component (GO): membrane
Source: RefSeq, a predicted model, not a curated record